Molecule: messenger RNA, 1199 nt
Organism: Sitophilus oryzae (rice weevil)
Lineage: Eukaryota; Metazoa; Arthropoda; Insecta; Coleoptera; Curculionidae
Gene: Arl6IP1
Product: ADP-ribosylation factor-like protein 6-interacting protein 1
Exons: 5
Coding region: 163-930 (255 amino acids)
Source: RefSeq, a predicted model, not a curated record
UACAAAACAAAGACAAAAGAGUGGGGAUAGCGUUAAAAAAUGUAAAACGUCAUUUUGAUAUUUAAAUCGCACUGAAAAUCUUUAAAAUAGUGAAGACUAAAUUUUCUAAUCAAUUAUAUUUGAUACUGUAAAGUUUAGAGUAUAUAAACUAUUGUUUUCGUAAUGUCUGAGAACGGCGAUUAUGGUUUAUACCAAUCUAGGAAUUUAGAUCCUAAUGCUGGAGAUCCCGAACCCUUUGUGAAAAUAUUUCCUAAUGAUUCGCACAUAUCCCGUCCUAUGUCCAUUAUGUCCAAUCAUUCAAUUUCUACUGAAUACAAAAUAUCUUUCCCCCCUUCAAUGGAUACACAAAUUAGAAAGCUUCGGCUUUCCAUGGAGCCAUGGCGGGAAGUUAUCUUACAAAUUAAUAGUAUUCUUUUAUGGGAAAAGCAGUGGCAUUCAACAGCUCUUCUGGCAGGCACAAGUUUCCUUUUUACACUACUAUGGAUUUCUAAUCCAAAUGUCUUAACUGUUGUGUCAUUAAUUGGUCUUAUAGCUACAGUUUCUGAUUAUUUAUUACCUACAGUUUUGUCUGCUAUUUUUAAAUCAGAUACUUGGUCUCCAGAGAAGCAAAAACAAUAUGAGGAAAUUUGUACAAAUAUUGUUUUAUAUAAAACCAAGACAGAGUUACUUAUAUCUUCUUAUAGCAGAAUGAGAGUUACUAAUCCCAAAGUGUAUUUCAGCGUUACAAUUUUUGUAUUGUGCUUUUUGACAUGGCUUGGCGGGACAAUUGAUAAUUUGUUUUUAACUUUCCUUUUCAUAACAUUUCUUAUUAUGUUGCCUGGAAUGUUACAUCAUGGAAUGCUUGUAAGAUUUACUGACACUUUUACAAAAUUAUUUAAUGACUUAGUUGAAAAUGCAAAAUCGAAAGUGGUUCAAAAGAAGAUUCAGUGAUGCGUAUUGAGCUUCUAAGAAAGAUUGUAUAAGUUUUAUGUUUGAUUUUAAAGCAUUAAUACUAUUUAUUUAUAUUUUUUCUGUUUCUUUAGUCCAUUUUUAUUCUACCGUUCAUAUUAUAUAGAAAAUUACUGAUGUAAUAUGUGUAGUUCUUUAAUUAUGUUGUUUGUUCUAAUACAAAUUAUGAGGUGAUAUUUAUGGUUAGACUGAUAAUUAUAGUAUUUUAAGUAGUUUUGUACCAGUGUGUGAAUAAAAGAGAUUUUAUAACA